This is a messenger RNA of Blastomyces dermatitidis ER-3, 6954 nucleotides long. RefSeq names its product F-box and WD-40 domain-containing protein CDC4. Gene Ontology annotation, molecular function: protein binding. The record is from RefSeq and is a predicted model, not a curated record. The transcript is spliced from 3 exons. The coding region runs from base 690 to 4097 and encodes 1135 amino acids. Lineage: Eukaryota; Fungi; Ascomycota; Eurotiomycetes; Onygenales; Ajellomycetaceae.
CCUGUCCUGUCCUGUCCUCGCUCGUUUGUAUCUCUUCUCCUCUCUCCUCUCCUCUAAUUCUCUCUUCAUCUCUCUCCUCUCCCCUUGCUGCUGCUCUCCCGCAACCCCAAUAGUAGAGCAGUAGAGCAGUAGAGCAGUAGAGAAACCAACACCAGCAUAGCAUCCCGAUACCUACCCCUCUUCCUUCUCUCUGUUGUGAUAUACUCCGGCUGUUGUUUUCUUCUGGUGUCGUCCUCUUGCUCUUCUUCUUCCCCUCUCUACUACUACACUUCCUUCACUUUUUCCCUCUCCUCCUUAUCUGCACCCCAAGGUGCUGCAUUCUCGUUCCAUUCUAUUGCCUCUUCGCGGGUUUUGGUUUUGAUCUAUUAGAUUUCUACCUUCUCACUCUCCCAGUCCUGCCUUUGCUGCCGUGCACAAAUCUGGCGGGCUAUUUAACUCGAUAGAUAGCUCAGGCUUCAUACUCUCCACGACCAACCUGCCAACCGCAAAUACCUUUGUUUAACCCCCUCUCUUUACGGCUCAUAUAUCCCCUUCACUACUACUACUACUACGCGUCGAGGUUUGCUCGUCCUUCCUUGACUGAGCUGUUGGCCCGAACCCUGGGACCUGGUGGACCCAAGAAGCCGUACUCGUCCGGCUACCAUGAUUUGAUUGCAAAGAAUCUGAACAAGCUGUAACAAGUCCGUUUAAUGUUGGAGCUUGGUACCCUGGGUGUCAAUACGGCCUUUGGAAGUGUCUCUGCGAGCCCAUUUGCUUUAUCUCGAACGGCGAUGCCCUGCCCGUGUGCGAGCCCCAACGAUACAGCAGACUCUAGUUCUAAAACUCUGUCCCGGAACGCGUCUGUCUCGCCAGUACAGUUCCCCGAACCCUCCUCAUCAUAUAAAUCUUUUCCAGCCAGCUUCGAACACCCUGCAAGUUGCGAUGGGAAGAUGGAUCGUUCAGACCGUGUAGAUCGUCUUCCCUCAAACAGUUCGGUCGGCCAAUUUUCUUUCGCUCCUGCCACCCAAACUACUGUCAUCACAACAACUACAACGACCACUACAAAAUUCCCUCCGCUGGUCAUGAAGACCCCCGGUUCGUCCAGACCUCUUGACCCCAAAAUUUACCCUCUAGCUGCUACCCCGACGCCUGAUUCGAUAAAAGAUAUCCAUUUUGAGCUUGGGGACACUUCAAUCGUCUUUAACGAGUCCGAGGAUUCGUCAGACACUUUCGAAAAGUUGAAACAGCAGGCUGAAGCCCUAAGGGCAUCUGACGGGGUUAUCCGGUCUAUAUCAACUUAUGAGUCCCGAAAAACCGCUCUACCUAGGCGCUCACGUCCCGCAGAAGACCCACGCCAAAGGCUGAGACGACGACCGGUAUCACAGAUUUCUCUACCCGAAUCUUCCCAUGAAAUGAAGCGGACGCGUUCUGCAACCGCUCUUGCAGCAGACUCCAUCACCCGUCGUCGUAACGCGCAGUCACACUUGGACGCUGCUCGACUCAACAAGGACGUUGGUUUGGCCACGCCAGAAACAGAACAUAACAGCUUCAAUAUGGGUAAAGACCAGAGCAACCGUCGACGAAUCUGCAGCUUAGGGUCUUUUGGAAAGUCGUCUUUCGAAUAUUCACCCGGAUCCUUGGCGGAAGAAAACCAAAAGCUUCUCAGCCCGUUGCCGCACUCGCGCAAGGACAAGGCCGCCCAAGUCCAGAGAUCACCAUUAUUUGAGCGUCGAACUGGAUUGAAUACCGAGGAGCUCGUAGGUCAAUCGACAUCCAAUGAUAAUAUUAAUAGUAAUGGGAAGCAGCUGGGUGACGAUGUAGAACACCCUGUGUUAAGACGUAGACGCUGUUCUGCUGCGACUUCGGUCAAGCGGGCGUCUCAAGUACCGACUAGACGCCUAAAGGCCGUUGAUAGUCUUGCUGCCCAAGAUAUGUCCCUUCCCAGCCCAAGUCUUUCCCCGGUCACGGCUAUGAAUGCUCAAAAUCUCGACACGUCUUUCGAUUCUGCUGAAGAGCAGGAGAGUGACACGGAUUCUAGUCUUGACCACUGCUCAAAAAAGCAGAAGGGCUCUACGGACUAUGUUCUUGCUAAAGGCCGCUUUGGGAAAGACGAAGGUAGUAUUGCUGAUUCAUCGUCGCCAGCUUUGUCUUUGAUGGAUAUGCCUUUGAUGUUGGAUUACUUCGAGUCAGUCCCAGAUAAGCUAAAGUCGUAUAUGAUAUACCAGCUGCUGCGAAGAUGUCCAAAACCAACGUUACGCUUUGUGGCUGGCGUCGUCGAUCCAGCUCUCAAAUGCGAUUUCCUAGCUCUUCUCCCGCUUGAGCUCAGUCUCAAUAUCGUCAAGUACUUCGACGUUAAAACUAUGUGCCGGGCUUCGCAGGUUUCGAAGAAAUGGAGGCACAUUAUUAACUCAGAUGAAAAGUCCUGGAAAGAGCUUUUCGAGACGGCUGGGUAUGUUUUACCACGCGGGGAGUUGCAUCGUGCUAUUGAGGAAGGCUGGGGAUGGCAAUGCCCGAACCCAGGAGAUGAGGAAAAGGACCUUCGAUGUUCUACCGCUCUUAAAUCCGAUAGUGAGAACUCGUCUGCGUCUACGUCAUCCUUGGCAUGGUUAUCGUCGCGGAAAACGAGACAGAGCCUAGGCCCUUUGUCAGCCGGUUCCCGACGACCCAAACGAAAAGCGACGACCAGGGUUACGAGUCGAAAGCUUGCGAAAAGGAAAUCUGGAGUAUCCUCUCAAGCUGAGCAUCUAGAGUCUAUUGGCUUGAUGGACGACUUGAUCGCUGCGGAAAGCCCGUACGCUGCUGCGAAUGCAGCUGCAUUGGCAGUUCCGUACCCUGAAGUUGGGCUACCGUCCCUACGAAGCUUGCACCUCUACAAAUCACUCUACCAGCGACAUCAUCUCAUCCAUAAGACAUGGAUGCGAAACGACGUCAAGCCCAUGCAUAUCGCUUUCCGUGCCCACGAUCGUCACGUCGUUACUUGCUUACAAUUUGAUACUGACAAAAUCCUCACUGGAAGCGAUGAUACCAAUAUUAACGUAUACGAUACGAAAACGGGGGCAUUAAGAGCAACCCUUGAAGGUCACGAAGGAGGUGUCUGGGCGCUGGAGUAUCAUGCGAAUACACUUGUUUCGGGAUCUACGGAUAGGUCGGUCCGCGUGUGGGACAUUGCAGCUGCUGAGUGUACCCAGGUUUUCCAAGGACAUACUUCCACUGUGAGAUGUUUGCAAAUCUUGUUGCCUGUUGCAAUUGGAAAAUUACCAGAUGGAACGCCAAACAUGAUGCCAAAACAUCCGUUGAUUAUAACCGGUUCCCGAGAUUCGAGCCUGCGGAUUUGGAGACUUCCCCAACCAGGAGAUCCACGCUAUUUCGAAAGUGGAUCCGACGCUGAAAACCCCUACUUCGUUCGUGCCCUGACCGGCCAUCAACAUUCUGUGCGCGCUAUCGCAGCCCAUGGCGAUACCCUAGUUAGUGGAAGUUACGAUUGCACAGUGAGAGUCUGGAAAAUAUCUACUGGAGAGGCGCUUCAUCGCCUUCAAGGCCAUACCUUGAAAGUUUACAGUGUGGUUCUAGAUCACAAAAGAAACCGCUGCAUUAGUGGAUCCAUGGACAACAUGGUUAAAAUUUGGUCCCUCGAGACAGGUGCGGUUUUGUACAACCUUGAGGGACAUGCAUCCCUCGUUGGGCUGUUGGAUCUUCAUUCAGACAAGUUGGUAUCAGCCGCAGCUGAUUCCACGCUCCGGAUUUGGGAUGCGGAAAACGGACAGUGCCAGAGUGUAUUUAGUGGCCAUACUGGCGCCAUUACCUGCUUCCAACAUGACUACCAGAAAGUAAUCUCUGGUUCUGAUCGGACUUUGAAGAUGUGGGAUGCUCGAAGCGGGCAAUUCCUCAAAGAUCUACUCACUGAUUUGAGUGGAGUUUGGCAAGUUAGGUUUAAUGAUAGGAGAUGCGUUGCUGCUGUCCAGCGAAACAGGUUGACCUAUAUCGAGGUGCUUGACUUUGGUGCAUCUCGUGACCGCAUUCCUGCUGAGCGUCUGGGAACGCGCAUCGUCGUCGAUAGAAAUGGGAAAGAAGUUGUAGAAGAUGAGAGCCUAGCAGAACGCGGAAGCUCAGACAUCUAACGCCUAGACCUGUGUUGUUGCCCAUUUUAGCGGCCCUAACCUUUAUAAAGUUACCUCAAACAAGAUCCUUCUAUCCGCCUAUGACUACCAUCUCGAUUCGUUCUUGUCGAUAUUAUUGUUAUUAUUCUUUCCGGCACGAUCACUAUUCAGGAUCGUUGCUGUCUCUCCUUGGGUCCCCUUUACUCCCCAAGCCAUCAACGACCUUCAGAUACCAAAAUAUUAAAUACCAAAUUUACAACCCGACCACGUACGACUCAACGAAGACAACAAAAUAUUACUUUUCGGGGAAAUCAUUGCUUAUCUUGGGCUUGCCUUGUCGCAUUGCUGCCCCAUAUUCGCCUUCUCUCGGAGGAAAGGUGUAGUAUCACGGCGAGUCAAAGCUCCCAGGGGUCAAGGGCAAGGCAAAAUCCCUAGGAUCAUAUCACUUUCCAUCACGUUAUUUGACCAAUGACCAAUUCCUCUUAUCUUCCACUUUUUUUCUCCUGCAAAAACUAUUCUUCAUUCCGUCGCUUUCAAACAUACUUUUACAUUGUAUUGCGCAUUUGCAUCUUCUUUAUCUUCUUGUUCACUUUUUGCCUGAUUCACGAUGACUAUCAUGUAUAUCUAGUCACAAUGUUUUAGCAUGCCUUCUUGUUGCUUCUUUUCUUUCUUCAGCGAUACCAUACCUCCUAUUACUCUUAUCAUAAAAUAUCUUUGCUUUUCUUCUCCCUUCAUCCUUCUAAUAAACAUCUUCUGUGCAUGUUUUUAUUCUUAUAUUUUCCCCCAUUGUUUUUGUUAUUAUGAAACGUCUUUGUUUGUGUAAUGUGCCCGAAAUCGUCAUGUUUGUGGGAAAGGGGGGUUAUUUUAUUCGAGGCACACACAUGAAAACACUUCUUUCAACGCGAGCGUUUCGCUUUAUUUUGUUCAUUCUCUCAUUUUCAAUCCAGGGUUUUCCAAAGGUUAGGUAGCACUCGAUUUGCAACAGUUAUUUUAUUCCAUUAUUGGAAGGCCUUGUGUGAAUAUUUACUGUACAAAGUAUACGUUUGGGGUAAUAUAAUUUCUAUUUUUUUUGUUCAUUUUAUCAUUUUUCGAGGUAGGUACGCCGUACGGUACGUAGCUUUCUUUGUUUUGUGUAGGAGCUAAGUUCUAUUUAUUUUAUUGAAAUGGAUGUUAAAAAUGUAGUCUUUUAAGGUUCUAUAUAAGUACAGCGUAUCCAAAAAACAGGGAACAGCAUCUCCAAUAGUGGUACAGAUGGUCUUGUGGGGGGGGAAUGUGAAAUAGGGAAAAAAAAAACAAGUCCCAGAACACCAAGUAUAGCCAAACUCGCUAAUAAAAAAAAAUACAACAACCCAUCUACAGACCAUACUCACCAUUCCCAACCCAAUCUAACCAUCUACUAAUCUAGCCCCUCAUCCGCGCUUGUUGGCCCCCGCAAUCCCCGUACCAUCCGCACCUCCACCACCCCUUCCCGCCCCAACCCCAACCCCAAUCCCCAACCCCACCGCGCGCAGAAUCGACCACCGAAUCGGAUCAACUCCAAGACACCCCGCCUCAUCCUUCAUCUUCAUCGAGCAGGCCAAAAUCUCCCCGAGCGCCGGCGCCCCCAGCUCCGGCCGCUCCUCCUGCUCCUCGACCCCUUCAUCCUGCCCUUCCUGCAGCUUCUGCUUCUGCUUACUCGUGCUCCCCACGUUCCGGACAGGUUGCACGCGCUUGCGCACCUUGUCGGCGAAGCGGCAGAGCUCGUCGAUGCGCUCGGGCCGGAGGCCGCGGGCGCCCCGCUUCUGGCCGCCCUUGAUGAGGACGGAGUCGGCUUUGGAGAGGAUGAUUUGGUGCGGGACGGCGUUGGCGCGGAGGAGGGAGAGGAUGGCGGCGUCGGCGGCCUUGAUGCCGUGGUGCGAGUUGAUGAGGAUGUAAGUGCGGCGGAGUCUGUGGGAUGUGGUUUUUUUUUUUUUUUUUUGUUUGGUUAGUGAGGGUUUUUUCCUUUUUUUUUUGUAUAUGUAUAUAAGUAUGGGAUACGCACUGCUUCCUCUUCGUUAGGUACUUAAGAAUCUCCUCCCCCCACUCCUCAUUACUCCCCUUCCCAUAACCGGGCGUAUCAACAAGAACAACCUUGGCCUCCCCGCCCUUCUUCCCCCCAAUCCCAUACGCAUUCAACGUCGUCGUCAGCCCCAACGUCGCCGAUGUAAAACACAUAUUUUUCUCCAUAAUCGCAUUCAGCAACGACGAUUUGCCCGAGUUCGAGCGGCCCAGGAACGCUACCUCGGGCACAUCGGACAUGGGUAUCGUGCGGAAUUCGCUGGCUGUCCACAUCCGGAUGGGCGAGUGGUUGGACGCCCUGAAGACGUCGGCGCUGUGUUGGAGCUGUUGGGGGGUUGGGGCUAAUGUAUCGUAGUAGAAGCAAUAGUCAAAUAAAUCGAGUUGGGCGGGCGGUGUAGAGGCUGCGAGCUUAGUACCGGGUAUUUGUAGCGGUCGUUCCGCGACCCUGAGGAGGCUUUUGACUGUGUUGGUUGCAGAUUUGGCGGCGGCCAUCGUUGCCGUUGUUGUGCACUACCGGUGGGUGCUAUGGAUUUGUCGGGAGGACCAGGAGGUGUUUAUGAAAUUAGAGGAUAGAAUGCUGGGAUAUAUUGGGAAUAAAAGGGUGUACUGUGGCUGUAAUUCUUCAAUUGGACAAUUUUCGGCGCCCGGCGUGGAGCUUUGAAUUUUCAGCUGUCACUCUCAGUAUUCCAGCCUACCAAUUGGCUAACCACCGCCUAUUACGAGUGUAUGGUAAUCCCGCGGAGGUGGGUGUGGUGGCUAAUGAUGAUUCGAUAUUCCCUCAACGCAGCGUAAGAUCAGUGAGAAUUAGCACCUGAUUAAUUAUUAAUAAGAAUUUGCUACC